Messenger RNA from Myzus persicae (green peach aphid), 6015 nucleotides. RefSeq lists its product as uncharacterized. The coding region runs from base 410 to 2992 and encodes 860 amino acids. Gene Ontology annotation, cellular component: nucleus. NCBI's taxonomy places the organism in Eukaryota, Metazoa, Arthropoda, Insecta, Hemiptera, Aphididae. Gene Ontology annotation, molecular function: DNA-binding transcription factor activity, RNA polymerase II-specific; sequence-specific DNA binding. The transcript is spliced from 3 exons. Gene Ontology annotation, biological process: cell differentiation; regulation of transcription by RNA polymerase II. The record is from RefSeq and is a predicted model, not a curated record.
UCACUUACAACCAAUCGCCUACUAGUUACUAUAUACCUGUAUAUCGGUGCAUGAUAUCCGCACCGUUGCCGUAGCACAAACAUGCGAUGUUCAGUAGAGCAAUAGCAGUUUCACACGUACGCACUGAAACGACUGACUCUACGCAUGUGCUACAGCCUCAUUUCCUGUACCGUCUCAACAAUCAUCAGUCAAAACCAUUGCUGCCACAGCGACCGUGUCUGGUGUAAUUGUGUACAUCGGUGAAAAUAUUGGGCCUAAACAGUUUACGUGACUACGCUACUUCUGUUGUACGAUUCCAAGACAUUUUUUGCGGCGGAAGCGUUCCAGAGACGACAGAGACGACUAUCCACUUUUCGUGGUGGCGUUUUUGUCCGUGUUUGACAAUUACGACAAACAUCGCGCCCCCGCUAUGAUUCACAGCGGCGGCGGCGCCGAUUGUUAUACAGGCACGACGGCAACCACAACCAAUGCUGGCAACCCAACGACCAUGAUGAUGGCGAAUAUACAACAACAACAACUACCACAACAACAACAACAACAGCAGCAGCAACAACAACAGCAGCAACAGCAAACCGCUGCAGAUGCCCCGACUGAUUUCUGGUGGUGGUCGACAACCGCGGCCCAGCAACUCGCCGACGACGGUGGUGUGGUAGCCGGACACCAACACCAGCAAAUUACGUCUUCGUCUUCCCAACAGCAACAGCACCACCAAACGAUGGACGGAGACGAGUUUGACGGUUUCGACUUGUCGCUGCUCAUAAACGGCGCCAGCGACGGAUACUUCAGCGACGCCUCGUCGGCAGACUGUCGGGUGCCCGGGGCCGCCAUUUCCGCGACGGUUACCGUGCACACCAACACGUCCGUGGACGGCGUCGGCGGCGAUGGUAACUGUUACUACCCGACAUCCGCGACGUCAACGUCACUGCAACAGCAACUGGACUUACAGCAACUUCUAUCCAUAUACGAUGACAUGUGUUGUUUGAGCGGCGUCAACACUGAAGAAGACGCAAAAUCAAUUUUCCAUCAACAGCCUCCGGUGGCCCCGCCCGUGGUGUCUACCACGACCGCCGGUGUCCAUCAAUCCAAAACCACCGAGCCGAUAAUCCCGGCCGGCCAGCUUGUCGACGCGACGACGGCGAUGACCGACACCACCUCUGCCUCCAAGGACCGCGCCGGAAAGACCACUCUCUUGAGAUCAUUAUUGACAGCCACAGCACCGCAGCCCUCGAUACCGUUGUCGCCCACUCGCCCUGUUGAUUCGCCGCCAAUGGCCAUAGUCGAAUCCACCACCGAAGUGGCGACGACGACGACGACGACGACAAUUAAGCACGAGGCCGUCUCGCAGAACACCCAGAGCAAAAGCAACAACAGCAACAACAACAACAAACACAGACUGCUAAUCGAAAUGUUACGCGGCGGAAACGCUGACGACGACGUCGUCCCGACGGCCAAUACGGUGAAGCCCGCGCGCCGCAGACCACGUGCCGAGACUAGCUGUUCCGAAGACGAGAGCGGGCCGCCGCAAGGCAGCCGCCGCCGACUAGACGUGCCGCCGUCCCUGCAAAUGGACGGUGGACAGGCGUCCCGACAAGACGUCGCCGACGACGACGAACUGCUGUUGUACGGCGGCCCCUAUUAUUCCGCCGCUACGUCACCGUCGUGGUUGGACCGUAUGGUGGCGGCGGCCGCCGCUGCGACAACGGGCGCCAGCAUUGCCGAUUUUUAUUCAUACGCCACAGACACCGCCGCUGAUCAUCAGGCUCUGCAACAAGACCUCUACCGUCGGCGACAACAACAUCAACAACAACAACAACAACAACAACAACAACAACAACAACAGCCGCAGAACGGCGACCAUGCAGUGGACAUCGUUAACAUCGUGGACGACUGCUGCAGCGUUAGUGAUUAUUGCAACAGCUACGGCAUCGGCGGCAGUGGCGGCUUCGACCAAGGCUACUACUCCGUUGCUUCUGCCGAAGUGGCGUACAGCCCACAGACUUCGGCUCCAGUGCCAUCCGUCACGCCACCGCCAUCUUCGUGUGGCGACCCAUCGACGACGAGCACGAGCGAUGACGGUGAUAAUAAUAUGGUCCAACAAACUUGGAAGACGACUGAAGCAACGGCAUCUGACGACUAUUACGAUAGGCUGCUGAUGACCGUCAUGAUGGAAGCGGCGGCUGCGGCGGCCGAGGUUCAAUCGCCGGCUGGCGAUAGCAAUUGCUCCGGCACAGCUGACAAUGUGUGCAGCAACUACAUCAGUAGCAGCAGCAACAGCAACAGUAGCACUUGUAGCACUACGUUCAAAAGCGCGACCGGUGAUAGUGUCGACGUGAACGGCGACAAUGACAGCAGCAACAACAUGUGCUUCAAAAUCGAAGUGGACGACGACGCGGCCAUUACGACGGCCGCCGAUGACGAUGAUGAUGACGAUGACUACGAGUCGGAAGUACCCGAAACGAAGUUUCAACCGAGUCAGCUCCUCGUCAAGACUACCGCGACGUGCUGUUCGACAACGGCGGCCGUGGUCGAGCCAGAAAAAAAGACAUUGCCGGCCGUUACGACGGCCGUCACCCCUUCCGGUUCCACGUCGUCUUCGCAACACAUCCACUUGUGGCAGUUCCUCAAGGAACUGUUGACAGCAUCAUCGGCAGCCGCGGAGCUGCAGGCGGCCACCGCGGACGGCGAAGCGGUUCAGUGUGGCGCGUCACCAUCGUCACCGUCUGCAUCGUCGACGACGCUCUCAAACGCCGCUGGAAACAAGCCACAGCAGCCGCAGCAGAUGAUUCGGUGGCUAGACCGGAAGCUUGGUGUUUUCAAAAUCGAAGACAGCCAAGCCGUGGCCCGUCUUUGGGGCCGCCGCAAAAACCGGCCUGCCAUGAACUACGACAAACUGUCCCGAAGCUUGCGACAAUACUACAAAAAAGGUAUCAUGCGCAAGACGGAACGUUCGCAACGGCUCGUCUACCAGUUUUGUCAUCCGUACAACGCUUGACGAAACUAGAACUUUAUGAUAUAAUCAAAAAAAUGUAAACGUAUUAUUAUUAUUAUGAUCGGGUCUGUGUAUCAAUUGGAGUGACAUAUUUUAUCAGCACAUGACUUGUUCAGACAUCGCUCAGAAUCUUAAAUCUUAUCAUUUUUCUAUAAUUUCAUUAAAUACUUUCGGGGGGCUCACACCCCCCUCCCUUUUUAAAUUCAAUCUUAUGCUGGCAAGCAUAAACAAUCACCAAACAUUUAACAAAUCAAUAAUGAGCUAAUGGUUCCUUAAACAUGAUUUAUUGGCUCGUGAUUAGUCCAAUUUUCUAUUGGACAUUAAUACAUGUCUCAUACAAUCCGCCAUUGGUAUUGUAACACAGCCCUGAUUCUAGUGUGAUAUAUCAGACUAUAAUAUGUAAGCAUGGUGGUGGUAAUUUUAUUUUUUAUUCUUUUAUUUUUAUUUAUUCUUCGAGAAGAUAAUUGGCCCCCCUUAACAUGUUUGUGUGGGGGGUCAGAACCUAUUGGUAAGCUAAUACUUGUUAGGUUAAAGUAGUGCUUGUACUUCGGCUGAACUAUUGUAAUCAUAGUUCGGUGGAGGGAAAGCGCUCACACAUACAAUAACACACACGCCGUCUCGCGGUCGUCGCCUUCGGACGGGCGGGAGGCGGACGCGAAGCCGCUUAGGCGCGAGCGAUGAACGCGGAAGGUAAUUUUCGCGAGCGCAACUGUCACAACCUUUUUUAGGGUGACGGGGUUUUUUGGGGGGGGGAGGAGUAUUGAUUGUCGGCUGUUUCCGAAAAUCCGGUUAGGUGACGAUUUUGGUUUGUAUGAUCAUUAAUUAUAUUAUAUACCAGCGGUUCUCAACUUUUUUCGAGUUCGCGACCCCCUUUAAUGUCACCAAGAUGUACAACGACCCUUUUCCAAUGUAAGCAUUAAAAAAUUGAACCAACUGUUAUUACUGUAUUUAUUUGUUUAUAUAUCUUACAAAAAAGGUAUAUUAUGUACACUUCAAUGAACGUUUUUAUCGACUUUCGGACUAUCCAAAAAAAUAUAUAUGUAUUAUAACACUUACUAUUAAUUAUAAGAUUCUAAGUGAAACAAUUUUUUCCCAUAUGGAUUGACGACCCUAAAAUAAUUGUUGGUGACCCCCAAAGGAGUCGUGACCCCCCGGUUGAGAAUCGCUGUUACAUACAACUAAAUUGCACAUACGGUUUUCGACGGUAUCUACCUAUAGUUGUAGUGCACGAGCAGGAGAGGAGGGAGAAUAAUGAGGCGCUUUAAGCGCGAUUUUUUUUUUACUAUUUUAAAACUACCCGACCGCUGAGGCCCUCUGCGGCCAUGGUUGGAUUUGGGUGGUUGUUAUCGGUCCCAUAUAUCCAUGAUAUAUUGUCUAUUACGUACGUUCUGUGAACAUGUUUUUUUAAAAUAUUGUAAUUAUAAAAAUAUAUUUUUUUAUUAUACAUAAUAAUUAUUAUGUGAAUUCAAUAUUAUAUUAAAGUAAGAUGUAUAUAUCAUACAUUUAUAUUAUAGAAUUAAUUAUACUUAACAUAGUAUGGGGGGUGGUGAUUACGGUGUCUAUGCGGACUGUAUUAAUCCGCAGACGUAAUACACGCCAAUUGGUGCAGGUACACAAUUAUAUACAUUUUUUUUAUUCAUUUUUUUGAACCUUCGAAUUGGCAAUAUGGCCAUUAACAUUUUGUGGGAGGGUUACUGUUGGUUUUGAGCAACACGCAUGUGGAGCGAAAAAUUUUCACUAAAAAUCGACGAUAUUACGAUAUUAAUAUAUCUUGCAAUUUAUUUCAUUGUACACGUUUGAUUUCAAUUUAUAAUUUAUACAUAUUUGUAACAAUAUUAUUGAUCGUACUCAAGGGCGUAUUUAGGGAGGGGGUGAUAUGGAUGUUGUAACACCCCCCCAUCGGCCGUAUUUUGUUAUAUUUCACCAAACUAAAAACACAGUGCAAUUUGAUCUACAUAAAUCCAAUAAAUAAUACACCACCAAUUUAUUUUCAUUGUAUUGAAUUUCAUAUUUUUUUAGUACCAGUAGUAUAGUGUAUUAUUUAUUUGAUGUGAUAUAGAAUAUACAAGUUUUAUGCAACUUGUAGAUCUUAAACAUACUGUUUUAAAAUAAGGCACACGUGUCGUAUACUAUCUACCAAAAAAAUUAUAUCUACAAAAAUCUACGCAUACGUGUCGUAUGCUAUCUACCAAAUAAAUCCUAUAUAAAAAUCUAUAAACUCAAGUUACUAACCUGCUCAAUGCCUGUUGGUUCACAGUUGUCCUAUUUUAAAUAGCCCGUUUGUUAACAGUUGUUCAUAUUUUAUUUUUUUUUUAUUUUUUUACAUCUUGUAAAAAACAUUCAAAAACAUUUUUUUGAUUGACGGAUCUCCACCAUUCUUCUUGCAAUUAUCUUUCAAGGAGAUUGGUCGCUCCACGAGCUCUGAUUCCAUACUUUACUUUCAUGUGUUUCCAUAAGCAUUCAAUAGUCUGUGUUUGAGCACCUGCACGUGGAUCUAUAAAGUUUUUGCUUUUUUUAACAGUUUGGUAAAGAAAACCAUGUUCUUUAAGAGUACUGUAAGCUCUCCAUUCAUCUGAUUAAAUUGUGGUUUCAGAUUCUAUUUCUUCCACAAUUAUGGGAAGUAAUGUUUCACGACCUCUUUUAUCAACUAUAAAAUAACGGCGCUCCAAAAUAUUAUCUUGACGUAAGCAGCACAUACCAAACACCCAAGGCCCUUGAACGCGAUUUCCGUUAUUUCUAUUUUGGUUUUCAAUAUUUUGAUUUUCUUCGUCAGAACUUGAAUCAGAAUAGGAUUUUGCAUUAUCAUUAGGUCUAUGAUCUCCAAGCCGUAUUCUGCCUCUAUUGUACUUUCGUUUGCCUUGGAAAAGUGACCCGUCAAUUUGUACGAUGUAUCCUUUACCUACCAUUUUUCCUCGAUGUUUAAACUGUUCGACGACAACGUCUUGACACAAAUUAUACCAAUCUGACACUGUGUGAUGUCCUCUACUAGUAAUUUUUUCUGUUUGUAUAUUUUGAAAUUGUUUUGC